GAUUUUCAAAUCUAAUUCAUAAACCGAAUCGGUUUCGGCUAAACCGACUUGUUUAUGAAGCUAUUCUAACCCUGCUUUUUACACUCUAGUAGUCUAGUGUGUUGUGUAUGUUGAAAAGAGGAAAAAGAUAAUAAUAAAAUACUGUUUUUGCAAUGUCGCGGGCGAUGUUAACGGCCGUUCCUUAUCCUAUCGCCGCCGUGAAACCGUCGGCGACGGAAAAACCACGGCAGGUUAAACUCUCAACAAAAACCCACAAAAAAGCUUCCGGCAGCAGGACCACCGCCGGUUUCGGUGCCAAGAAAAAAGAAGCUUUAUGGCAGUGCGUAACGAAUUGUGGUGCGUGCUGUAAGUUGGAUAAGGGCCCUUCUUUCCCCUCCCCAGAAGAAAUUUUUGAGGAUUCUUCUGAUAUUCAACUAUAUAAAUCGUUGGUUGGUUCUGAUGGAUGGUGCGUACAUUAUGAGAAAAGCACAAGAACAUGCUCCAUAUAUGGCGACCGGCCAUACUUUUGUCGAGUAGAGCCACAUGUUUUUGAAACUUUAUAUGGGAUUCCCCCAAAAAAGUUCAACAAUGAAGCUUGCAGCUGCAUAGAUACAAUUAAAGCUGUUUACGGCCCUGGGUCAGAGGAAUUGGACAAAUUCAAAAACGCUAUAAGGAACUAAGUUAGCGUAUGAGGAUCUUGGAUUCAUCAUCUUCAAAGUAGUGAGGCUUUUGAGGCGUCAUAUGGAUUGUUCUCUUGAUGAUUACAAUCUACAACCAUGAGAUUGUCUAGUAUCCUCAUUAUAGAAUCAGUUAUUGACUUUUGUGGUCAAUUUGGACUGUUCUGACCCGUGACACAACGCGGCUGGCCUGCAUAUCUUGUCAACUUUAGUCCAAUUAUAUGUAAUGUGGGAUUUAGGUAUUGAUUCACGAGGAAAACGAAAACAUGGUGCGAGAUGUACUUAUCAGAGUUAAAGUGAUAAAUACAGUUGUUUAUGCUGUUCUUGCAGUUAUUUAGUUAAAA
This is a messenger RNA of Helianthus annuus (common sunflower), 1000 nucleotides long. RefSeq lists its product as uncharacterized. Bases 153 to 659 code for a protein of 168 amino acids. NCBI's taxonomy places the organism in Eukaryota, Viridiplantae, Streptophyta, Magnoliopsida, Asterales, Asteraceae. The record is from RefSeq and is a predicted model, not a curated record. The transcript has 5 exons.